Dromaius novaehollandiae (emu) is the source of this 6368-nucleotide messenger RNA. It is a transcript of the gene SENP5, whose product is annotated as SUMO specific peptidase 5. The coding region runs from base 888 to 2609 and encodes 573 amino acids. Gene Ontology annotation, biological process: protein desumoylation; proteolysis. Lineage: Eukaryota; Metazoa; Chordata; Aves; Casuariiformes; Dromaiidae. The record is from RefSeq and is a predicted model, not a curated record. Gene Ontology annotation, cellular component: nucleus. Gene Ontology annotation, molecular function: deSUMOylase activity. The transcript has 10 exons.
AUUUUUGUCUUUAAAGCCCAAGUUAUUAAUGUUUUCUUUACAUUUAAAGGCUUCUUUAUUUUAAGCUGUAGAUAGACUCGAGCAUGAUAUGUAGGGACUAACGUGGUUAUGGAAAAACUUGUAAUAAUAGUUCUUAAGUCAGUAACAAUUCUUUAGUGAGAGGAAGGGAGCAAAGUCCAAACGAAUAACUGGACUGUAGCUUCUUGAGCACCCUUACUGUCACUUCGGAACAUGAGCAAAAGUAUGAGCCGUUUUGAAAUACACUGUUUUUCAAGAUCAUAAUGAAGCAGAAAAAUGCAAGAACAUAGAAGAAGCUUUCUUUAUAAAAGAAGCCAGUUGCUUGCCCAGUGUAGAAGAUGGACCCCUGGAUUUUGGGAGCUCAGGAAAUACCACUUUCAAAAGUAUUUUUUCCUAGCUAAGAAGAAAAGACAACAUGCUCAGCUAAUUGUGAGCUUAAAUUGCAACAAAUUGCAUCUGAGACUCCAGUGUGGAAGGAAGGCACUUGAGCUCCAGAGCAGGUGGGCUCCUGAUGCGCUUCUAAAUGCCGAAACUUAUCAAAAACCUACUGUUGAACAUAGCGCAUUCAUUGCAAAAAUACUGAGGGCAAGAAGGUCCUGUCCCUAUGGUAAAACCAAAAGCCCAUCUGCUGAAGCAGUAAAAAAACCCCUCAACAAUGAAUCCUUUCAGCAUGAAGAUCCCUUGAACAAAGAACUAGAAACUGAUGCUGUUUUCGAUAGCAUCUGAGUCAAUAUCCAUUAUGUCUCAUGUAGUAUGCUGCAUGGUGCUGCCUUACCUGUAAUGAAAGAUGGUUUUGUGUGUAAUCGUGAGGAGAGAAAUAAUGGUGAGGGCAACACAGUCCUAGUAGUUUUAAACAACUGUGAAAGGAAAUGCUGUUGCAAAGGGAGUGGAAUGGAACUUGUGUCCCCUUGACAACUAUAAAGAGGUCCAAAUUUAACCAUCAUACUGUAAAAAAGAGAUCUUUGUUUAUGAUGCAUAAGAAACUUUCUAUGGUUAGGUUCCGGUACAGAAUUAUAAAAUCCCCCAAACUUCGAGCAAGAGGCAGAACCUGCAAAUCAAGAAAAAUCAAGCCAAGGCAGGUGGAGAAGGUUACAAGGGACCAUCAAGAGACUCUCCAUUGGGACUUUGAAGGUGGAUUGUGUAAUUGGCUUUCCUACUGGAAAUUUAAAAGUAACUGUCUUUGGAACCAGUACAGCUUAUCAGAUAUGAACAGUAAUACACCUGAAUUUUUAGGUGAGGGGAAUGAAAUAUGUGCAUCUGAGAUCUGCUGUACACAGGAUGUGUUACCGUGUACUGAGCUGUGUUCUGAGGAGCCAGAAUCCAGACGUCAGGAUGGCAGUGCUGAUGCUGCCCAGCCAGAACUGCACACUAGAGCUUCUCUGGAGGCAGAGACCUUGCACGAGGUGGAGACAGAUGAGGCUCUGGCAGAGGAUCAUUGCUCUGACCUUUUCAUCUGUGUGACAGAAAAAGAAAUUGCUAUUUCAGGUCAAAAUGAUGCAGAAUCAAAUCAGGUUAUGAGUGUAGAUGAAAUGAUACUGUUACAAUCCUCCUUGCAGGAUUCUGAUGUGAAUGAUAAUUUUGCAAAUGGACCUUUAUCCAUGGAGCUGGCACAAAGUGAGGACAGCUCUAGCCAAAUGGAAGUAGAGGGCUCUUUAAACCUGGACAUUUUUAGCGCAAAGUUACUAGAUCACCCUUACUGUAAAAGUCCUCUUGAGGAGCCUUCACCAGAAAGCACAGGACUAAAAUCGGGAACUCGGAAGGGAGGCAAAAGGAACAGUCAGAAAGCUUCCCGGGUGGCUGAUGAGCAAUUGACAACGUGGCUUUGUGGAUUCCUAGAUGAAGUUAUGAAGAAAUAUGGCAGUUUAGUUCCACUCUGUGAAAAAGAUGUCAUGGGAAGAUUAAAAGAAGUCUUUAAUGAAGAUUUCUCCCAUAGAAAACCUUUUAUCACCAGGGAAAUCAUGAAGUAUCGGGAAAAACAUCCAAAAUCCUCCACUUGCAAUUUCCGGGUCUUCUAUAAUAAGCACAUGCUAGAUAUGGAUGAUUUAGCUACACUGGAAGGCCAGAACUGGCUGAAUGACCAGAUAAUUAACAUGUAUGGUGAACUCAUAAUGGAUGCAGUCCCUGAAAAGGUUCAUUUCUUUAACAGCUUUUUUCAUAGACAGCUCGUAACCAAAGGAUAUAAUGGGGUAAAACGAUGGACUAAAAAGGUGGACUUUUUCAAAAAGGCUCUCUUGUUGAUUCCUAUUCACCUGGAAGUCCACUGGUCCCUCAUUACUGUGAACAUCCCCAAUCGAAUUAUUUCAUUUUAUGAUUCCCAAGGCAUUCAUUUUAAGUUUUGUGUAGAGAACAUUAGAAAGUAUCUGCUGACUGAAGCAAAAGAGAAGAAUCGCCCUGAGUUUCUUCAGGGUUGGCAGACUGCUGUGACAAAGUGCAUUCCACAACAGAAAAAUGACAGUGACUGUGGGGUUUUUGUGCUCCAGUACUGCAAGUGCCUCGCCUUAGACCAGCCUUUUCAGUUCUCCCAGGAAGAUAUGCCCCGAGUGAGAAAAAGGAUUUACAAGGAGCUGUGUGAACGCCAGCUAAUAGACUAAUACAAUACAGCCAACCAAUUUCUCUAGUAUUCCCGACAAGUUGCAGCUGGUGUUUGUGUACUUGAAUUUCUGAAAACUUCCGUGAAUUUUGAGCGACUCUCAGCUGAGUGGUGUGGCCACUGUUGUUACCUCAACUUUUUCUGACGAGCUCUUUACCUGGCAGAAUGUAACAGAGCUGCCACAAAAAUAUUUCUAAUGUCUGUUUUGUUCUCUUACAUUCUUUCCUGUAUUUAAUAUUUAUUAUCUAAGCAUGCAUAUAAGCAAAGCAUGCAACUAAAAACAUAAAACUGUAGAUUUGGUGCACCUUUGAAACGUAGCUAGAAAUGACAAAUACAAGUGAAUUUGUCUGGAAACAUAAAGAUGCAUGAUCUGUUUUCUGAUGCAAUAAUGCUUUGAAUGUAUCAAAAAAACUCAAUGCCAUAAAAAGAACAGCUAGAAGCUAUUUGAUUAUUCCAUUUUUCCCCAUUGUGGCUGUAUAAUAUUGAACUGCCUUUCUUUUAGGGUGACAAAUUCAUCUACAGAUUUGAUUUGUGGAGACCCCCUUUUUAAAUAGUUCAAGUUGCUAAUAAAAAGUUUGUUCUGUUUACAUUUUAUCCAGCUGUCAUUAUCAGCCUGUCUAUAUAGAUGAAAAGCAGCCUUUGCACAAAUAAAGCUUCAGCACUUGUCUGUAUAAUAAAAAGUACAGAGAUGUUCGGCCAGUCUGGUAGUAUAUUCCUGUGUGCUGCAGAAGUUUCCAUGAUGUGUGUAUUAAGGGCAUUAGAAAGCUGGUCCUGAAGUGUCAGUUUAGAAGCCAAGAUAAAAUCCUUGGCUGUAACUGUUUAAAUCUCAAAUGGCUUUGAAUCACUUUCAGUUCCAUGAUAUUAAUUGAAAUGUACCAUUUCAGCACCUUUCACUUCAGCUCUGUCUUCAAAUCAGUUCUCUUACAGCUUGUUGUUUACCAUUGGCUUUUGCCUUUGGUCAAAUAUAAAUCGAUUCACUUCUGCUGCAUCUGCUGUUUGAUUUGUCUCAAGCAUCUCCAGUUUUGUUUCUGUUCAGUAACACUGAUGGGUCCAUUUGGGAAUAACAGCACUUGUAGUGGGUGCUGUAAAAACUCAACAAAAUGAUGUCAUUCUGCUCCAGAGAGGCUGGAGCCUGCAAGUCCAGUACCAAACUUUGCCCAGGGCAGCAGUGCUGCACAGAUAAGUGAGAGCAGUGGAUCUUGAUGCUUCAUUUGUGGUCUUGCUCUGUAAACUAUGAUGUGCUUGUUCCUGAAGAGAGCUUGUUUUGUUUGGAGGGACUGUUGUAUGGGACAGCUACACCAACAAAUGUCUUUAGCCGUGUUUCUCUGACAGUUAAAGGACUGAGCCCAGGGGGAAAAUUAUUUUCGGUGCUAAAUAUCAUCCUUUGUACUGCUUCACCUAGUGUCUGUCCAUAGCCUUGACUUCUGGUGGAGGAAACUGCCUUGGCUUCCCUGUGUCUUGCAAAUUCAUUCAGGUUUGAGCCAAGCUAGGCGCAAAUCCCUCAGAUUGCUGGAGGGAGCAAGGAGAAAUGAGGGAGUGCCAAGUGCAGUCAGGCAAGGAAAUGAAAGCGUGUGCACAAUGCAUUGUGCUGGAGAAGGAGAUCCUGCAGUUUCCUUGUGUGUUCCUACUUCCCUUGCUGGCAAGGACUGGCUCACCUUAGCAAGAUAAGGAGGGCCUUGAGCACUUGGUUAGAUAAUUUAAACAGGGAACUUACUGAAUCAGAAUCUUAAAACCCAGACUGGCCAAAUAUAAAUUUACCCACUGUAUGGGGCAGAGGAGCCCACAACAUGUGGUUUCUAGGUAAAUCCUUCUCAGGGCCAGUGGCUGAGAGCAGUGGAGGGUGACUUCAGUGAAAACUGAAGCUUGGGAUGUAGUUUCUCAAGUGCUAAACUAAAGCAUGUAAGCCAGUACUGCCUUUUUCAUCUUCCCUUCUGCCAUGUGGUAGGACCAAUUGAACUGGCCCAGAUUAAAACUAACCCAGCCAAAAGGCUGCUCUUAACCCAGAAGAGUUCUAGGCCCAAUCUAGCUUGUCACUAAAGGUUUGUGCCAGCACAAAUGAAGAGGGAGAAUUGGGUGGCCAGGAAGAGACAUGAAAAGAGUGCCAAAUUUGGAUGUGUGAGUAAAGUUAUAUCCUCAAGCAAGGCUUACUGCAGAAAGGGAAUGAAAUACAGAAAGAAAACUGCAUGAACGAGUUGUUGUUACAUUCCAAACUUAGGAAGUUUGGUAAGGAAGCGUGGAAGACAUGCUGUGACAGCGUACCAGCCUGGGAGACUCUCAGUGCCUCUAAGGGAGCCUGUUACUUUUCAUGGAAGGUGCCUUGCUGAUGGGCAUUUUUUUCAUUGUGUGGGCAUGUGUUGGAGCACUGAACCACAGAUAAUCCCUUCCUGAAACUUGCUGCCUAUGUGGUAGGAAUCUGACUUCCUUUAUAUGAGAAGCUGGGAGGAGUCUUAAAUCUUGAUCCUGUAUCAGUAACAUCAGCAAAAAGGACAGUAUUUCUGUGAACUUUGUAUUUAACAGCAGCAUAGAUGCUUAGAAACAAGUUCAUCUGUGUACCAGAUCACUUGAGUGGAGGGGGUCUUGCAUUUGAAUCUGCUGCCUUGCGAGUUGAGGAACAGGGUGGAGAAAGAUGCAUAUUUAAAAAGUACUCCUUACUUGCUUGCGUGUCACCUAGAGGUUUGCUGACAAGUGUUCCAGUUGGCUAUGGGGCAGUGUAGAGAAGUUGCACUGGAGUAUCCAGCUAUGAACACACCAGUGAGAGGCCUCUGAAAUAAAGGCAGGGGAAAUUGAAAACAGAGCUAACAUAAGCAAAAUAUUUUGGUGCAGGGUUGCCAUUAAUCAGAGGCAGUGAGACUCUUAGUCUCUGUAAUGGUGUAUCUUAUGAAACUGGACUAAUUAACUCAUCCUUGAGAAUGUCUUUGAUGCCUUAAAGGAGAUGGACUCCAUAAUCUGUAGUCAUUUGACCAUUUCUUAAAGCAUUCAGAACUAUGUAGAGUGCUCUUAUUACAAGAGGCAUGUUUUUGCGGAUGUGGUUAUGGCUAUUUGCAAUUCCAUUAAUGUGAUAUUCAGAAUUUCAUAAAUCACUCUAAACUGAUUUGGCUGAUGCUUAAAUUUCAUGACUUCUUCUGAAGCGAUUGUCUAGCCAUGCUGAAUUAUACAAAUAGUCCCAGAACUGGUAAAGCCUCUAUCUCACGCGUGACAUAUUUAACCUACUUGAGUUGUAAUAAACCUUAAACACAAUUGAAAAUAAAUUAUUAGUAUCUAUUUUCUGUUUGCUUUAAUCUAUAGUUUAAAAUGACUGUGCAGCUGGUAUAAAUCAAAGAAGUGCAAAACUUUGGCUUUGAUUCUGCAAGGUAGGUAAUGUCUAUUCUUAAGCCUUUAGAUGCUUUGCAGAACGGAGGCUGAACCUUCAUGCUAUCUAAUGUACUGUUGCUCCAUUCUUCCCUGGCCCUUGUGAGUGUAAAGGUGAUAUUUUGAAUGUUUUACUUGCACUGAUUAGCAGAGCUAAAGAGGCUUGCAAAGCAUCGCUGGCUUGUGUUGAAUCUCUAGCAUAGUGGUUAGCUUAUCUUUACUUCCUCUGAGUUCUGAUUGGCAUUAUCUACUGUAGCAUUUGUUGAAGUUAAUGUGAAAACUUAAACCUUGGGAAGUGAUGUGGACUUAACUCCUCCAAGCAACAACUGUGUUUUGUGGGUGUGUUCUUGAAUCAAAUGAAGCCCAUGUUCCUGUAGUAAUAAACUGAGUAAUAAAACUGAGUUUCACUAUA